AAGUCCAAAUAAAAACACUCUCCCGAACCUUUUCACUAUUCACAUCUUUUUUUCACUUUCUAACUCGAGAAUACAAAAGGAAUUCAAUUAUACAUUUGUAAAUACAGAUGGAAUCCUUGGAUAAGUUUGGAGUCACCUUCGAUUUUAACAAUUUCAUAACAGUUGAUCAGUUUCAUAUAUAUAACUUCCAAAUCCUUUGAUCAACCAGGUCAUUUAAACCAACACUCAUGUUGUUGUCUGUGUCAGUUUGAGCCCAAAAUCGAUGUUGAUGAACCAAUGAUCACCUAUUGAUCUCUAAGUGAAGAUUAUUUUGUUUUGGGCAGGUGGUUCCAUAUGUUUGGUACAUGUCCAUCGCCACUUUGCCAGCAGGAAUACUUGAAAUUGGGUGUUGGAUGUAUGCAAGUGAGAGACAAACAGCUCGUUUACGAUUUGCUUUUCUACAAUCAGUCUUGUGCCAAGAAAUUGGUGCUUUUGACACAGACCUUACCACUGCCAAAAUAAUCAUCGGAAUUAGUGGCCACAUGAGCAUUAUACGAGAUGCCAUUGGAGAAAAGUUGGGACAUUUUAUAUCGUGUGUGACGACUUUCAUUUGUGGAGUUGUGAUUGCCAUUAUAAGCUGUUGGGAAGUGUCAUUGCUCACUUUGUUGGUUGCACCAUUGAUUCUAACAAUUGGAGCCACUUAUAAUAAGAGGAUGACUGCCAUUUCCUCUCUCAAAAUGGAUUGCCAAUCUCAAGCUACAUCAUUGGUUGAACAGUCAAUAUCUCAAAUAAGAACAGUAUAUGCAUUUGUGGGAGAGAGAGGCAGCAUAAAGGCAUUUGAAGAGCAAUGUGAGAAACAGGCUGUGAUGUGCAAACAAGAGGCACUUGUGAAGGGAGUGGGCAUAGGAAUGUUUCAAACUGCAACCUUUUGUUGUUGGAGUCUCAUUGUAUGGAUUGGAGCUGUUGUUGUAACUGCAGGAAGGGCCAGUGGAGGGGACGUCAUAGCUGCUGUUGUGAGUGUUCUCUUUGGAACAAUCACAUUGACUUAUGCUGCACCAGAUAUGCAAGCAUUCAACCAAGCGAAGGUUGCAGGGAAGGAAGUUUUUCAAGUCAUUCAAAGGAUCCCAACUACAAUUGACAGUUUAGAAGAGAAGAAGAGCACAUUAAACCAUAUUGAAGGACACAUUGACAUAAGAGAAGUCCAUUUUGCUUACCCAUCUCGUCCUCAGAAACUCGUUUUUCAAGGCAUCUCUUUGUCCAUUCCAGCAGGCCAAACCGUCGCCUUAGUCGGUAACAGCGGGUGCGGAAAGAGUACAGUCAUCUCCCUUAUUACUAGAUUCUAUGACCCUCUUCAAGGUGAUAUUUUUGUAGAUCAUCAGAACAUCAAGGAUCUGAAUCUGAAAUUCCUCAGGAAUAACAUUGGAAUAGUUUCCCAAGAACCUGCACUUUUUGCUGGAACUAUUAAGGAUAAUAUCAAAAUGGGAAAUAUUGAUGCAGACGAUAAACAGAUGGAAAAUGCAGCAGUUAUGGCCAAUGCACACUCUUUUAUAUCUGACCUUCCAAACCAGUACUCUACAGAGGUUGGACAAGGGGGAACUCAACUGUCAGGAGGUCAAAAGCAAAGAAUAGCUAUAGCAAGAGCAAUUCUCAAGAAUCCAAGAAUUCUCUUAUUAGAUGAGGCCACAAGUGCAUUAGAUUCAGAGGCUGAGAGGUUGGUUCAAGAUGCCCUUGAAAAGGCUAUAAUUGGAAGGACAACCAUUUUGAUUGUCCACAGAAUAUCAACCAUUGUUGGUGCUGAUAUGAUUGCUAUCAUAGAAGAUGGAAGAGUUUCAAAGACAGGAACACACCAAAGCUUGCUAGAAACAAGCACAUUCUAUAGAAACUUAUUCAACCUCCAUAAUAUCAAACCACUUCAAGACUCGAGCAACUCAAAUUCUUUGUCAGAACCUGGAAGUACCCAUCAAGAAGCUCAAUCUAGUGAUCAUGAUCAAGAUGAAAAACCUGAGCUUGAGAAUUCGGAAAUAGAUUCGCUGAGCCAAGAGGAAGAGAAAGUGAAAGCAAAAGAAAUGUUUUUUAGAAUCUGGUUUGGGUUGAGUAAAAUAGAGAUAUUGAAGACUAGUUUUGGAUUUUUAGCUGCAGCUUUGUCAGGCAUUUCAAAGCCUAUCUUUGGAUUCUUUAUCAUAACAAUUGGAGUAGCCUACUAUCAAAAAAAUGCGAAGCAAAAAGUUGGGUUAUACUCCCUCAUCUUUUCUCUAUUGGGAUUAUUAUCACUUUUUACUCACACAUUGCAACACUAUUUCUUUGGAGUGGUGGGUGAGAAAGCAAUGAGAAACCUCAGAGAAGCUCUAUAUUCAGUUGUACUCCGCAACGAAGUAGCUUGGUUUGACAAACCUGAAAACAAUGUUGGUUUACUUACAUCAAAGAUUAUGAACACCACUUCUGUCAUAAAAACCGUAAUAGCCGAUCGAAUGUCCGUCAUUGUACAAUGCAUAUCCUCCAUUCUCAUUGCCACAACAGUGAGUUUUAUCAUCAACUGGAGAAUGGCUCUAGUUGCUUGGGCUGUCAUGCCUUUCCAUUUCAUUGGUGGCCUAAUACAAGCCAAGUAUGCCAAAGGAUUUUCAAGAGAUUCUGCUGAUGUUCAUCAUGAACUAAUUUCAUUAGCCUCAGAAUCAGCAACUAACAUAAGAACUAUUGCUUCUUUCUGUCAUGAAGAACAAAUAAUGAAAAGAGCAAGAAUUUCACUAGAAGAACCAAUGAGAAAAGGUAAGAGAGAAAGUAUAAAGUACGGGAUCAUUUACGGUGUCUCGCUUUGCUUAUGGAACAUUUCAAAUGCCAUUGCUUUGUGGUACACAACAAUUUUGGUUAGCAAGAGACAAGCAUCUUUUGAAGAUGGUAUAAGAUCAUACCAAAUUUUCUCCCUCACAGUACCCUCAAUCACUGAAUUAUGGACAUUAAUUCCAACCGUCAUCAAAGCCAUCGACAUAUUAACUCCAGCAUUCCACACACUUGAUAGAAGAACACUGAUUGAACCUGAAAUACCAAAAGGUGAAACAACAGACAAAAUUGAAGGGAGAAUUGAUUUUCAAACUGUAAACUUCAAAUAUCCUUCAAGGCCAGAAGUCGUUGUUCUUAAAAACUUCAGCUUACAAAUCAAAGCAGGAUCAGAUGUUGCACUCACUGGACCAAGUGGGGCAGGAAAAUCCUCUGUUUUGGCACUUUUGCUAAGAUUCUAUGACCCUGAAAAAGGUAAUAUCCUUAUUGAUGGAAAAGACAUAAAAGAAUACAACCUAAGAACAUUGAGGAGACAAAUAGGAUUAGUCCAACAAGAGCCAGUUCUAUUUAGCUCAUCUAUCAGAUAUAAUAUUUGCUACGGAAGUGAUCAAGUGUCUGAAGCUGAAGUUUUGAAGGUGUCGAAAGAAGCUAACAUACAUCAAUUUGUAAGUUCUUUGCCUGAUGGAUAUGAUACAAUUGUUGGAGAAAAGGGUUGCCAACUAUCAGGAGGACAAAAGCAAAGAAUAGCCAUUGCUAGAACACUUUUGAAGAAGCCAACAAUUUUGCUAUUGGAUGAACCAACUAGUGCAUUAGAUAUUGAAUCUGAAAGAAUUUUGGUUAGUGCUUUGGAGUCAAUAAAUGGGAACAAUGGCUUUAGAACUACCCAGAUAACAGUUGCUCAUAGACUCUCUACUGUGACAAACUCAGAUGUUAUUGUAGUUAUGGAUAGAGGUGAGGUUGUGGAGAUUGGUUCACAUGCCACUUUAUUGACAACUCCUGAUGGAGUGUACUCAAAACUCUUUAGGAUGCAGAGCCUUGUUGAAGUUUAAUAUCUUCGAUCAUUAAAAGUAGGAUGUAGGAGUAAUAUCUUUGUAUAAAAAGCAAGUAUACAUUGGAUGUUUUGAAAUUACAAUGAUGGAUAAUAGAACUAAAACUGAGAGUAGAUGGACCAAAAUGGAAUUUUCGAAA
Cucumis melo (muskmelon) is the source of this 3939-nucleotide messenger RNA. RefSeq names its product ABC transporter B family member 14-like. Gene Ontology annotation, biological process: transmembrane transport. Lineage: Eukaryota; Viridiplantae; Streptophyta; Magnoliopsida; Cucurbitales; Cucurbitaceae. Gene Ontology annotation, cellular component: membrane. The record is from RefSeq and is a predicted model, not a curated record. Bases 345 to 3800 code for a protein of 1151 amino acids. Gene Ontology annotation, molecular function: ATP hydrolysis activity; ATP binding; ABC-type transporter activity. The transcript is spliced from 9 exons.